AUGCAAAUGAAAUUAAAACUUAAACUCUGCCUGCAGGUCAUUUUAUGGAUUUGGUUUGAACAAGUUCUGCAAGAUGUGGCUGCAGGGACUGGAUCCUCAGUAUCUGAUGCAAACCUGAUGUUUGAGUUCUUGCUGGGUGGAGUAGAAAUAGACCAGGACAACAACAUCGUCCUGCUCGAUAAGGAGAUGGCAUCAAUGGGAGCAGGGCGGGCUUUCCUGGCUCAGAUCAAUGACAAGAUUCCCAGGAGUCUGAGCCCCAAGGUGCACAUAAUGAACACACUCGGGGGUCAGAGGGGGAGGCCACUGACUGAGGCUCAGUUUGAGAGUCUUGUCCUGAGCAUGGUGUACUCUGCCCACCAGGCCUGGCACCAGGAGAGUGAAGAGGAACAGGAGGCCUGGGGUGGAGUGCUGCUCCAGCUGGCAAACGUCACCGUCCAUGACCUACGUGGAAAUUAUCUCUUCACUUAUACAUAA
Molecule: messenger RNA, 474 nt
Organism: Scomber japonicus (chub mackerel)
Lineage: Eukaryota; Metazoa; Chordata; Actinopteri; Scombriformes; Scombridae
Product: protein FAM180A-like
Exons: 3
Coding region: 1-474 (157 amino acids)
Source: RefSeq, a predicted model, not a curated record